AUGGCCGUGGAGGCAGUGGCUGCAGCAGGAGAAGUAGAGGCACAGAAGAAGAACAGAAUUCAAGUGUCUAACACCGAAAAACCUUUGUUUUUCUAUGUUAAUCUUGCCAAAAGAUACAUUCAGCAGCAUAAUGAGGUUGAGCUUUCUGCCUUGGGCAUGGCAAUAACCACAGUUGUGACAAUUGCUGAGAUCUUGAAGAAUAAUGGAUUGGCUAUUGAGAAGACUAAGAAUCUCCAUCUCUUAAUCCGAAAAAGUUUUCCAUCCUUGAUGAGUGUAAAUAAUGAGAUACCUAUUGUUUAUGGAACUGUCCGAAAAGUUUGACUUGCUGAUAAAUGCUGAUGCCAAUAUGUCACCAGAGACUGCUUCCAAAGACAAGGA
Messenger RNA from Durio zibethinus, 378 nucleotides. The record is from RefSeq and is a predicted model, not a curated record. Lineage: Eukaryota; Viridiplantae; Streptophyta; Magnoliopsida; Malvales; Malvaceae.